CUAGGUUGUAAACAAAGAUUUCAAAGCAAUUUAACGGAUAAACAUAUCAGUAAAUGGUGAUUCUAUUGGUGUAACGUACUCAUAAUAUUUGUUCAUGAGUAUGAGGUGAAUGUUAACUCUAAGUUAGCUUCUAAACAAGAGCAAUUUGUGGGGAAUCCCUAAUAUCAAGUUGGUCAUUCUCAAUAACCUAGUGACGUCAUCAAUUUCAACAAUGGCGGGUGUUUUGUUUGAGGAUAUAUUUGACGUAAAGGAUAUCAACCCCGAAGGCCAGAAAUUCGACAGAGUGUCUCGGUUACAUUGUGAGAGUGAGUCAUUUAAAAUGGACCUGAUCCUUGAUGUUAACACUCAGAUUUACCCUGUGGACCUAGGGGACAAAUUCCGUAUGGUGAUCGCAACGAGCCUACGUGAAGAUGGCUAUCCGGAUGAUGGAGAAUAUGACCCCAGUGAUACAGGCCCAUCACGUGCCGACAGUUUUGAGUAUGUCAUGUUCGGCAAAGUCUAUAGAAUCGAGGGAGAUGAGGGUUUAGAAGCUUCUUCACGAUUGGCAGCUUAUGUAUCAUACGGUGGGCUCUUAAUGCGACUACAGGGUGACGCAAACAAUCUGCAUGGUUUUGAAGUUGAUUCCAACUGCUAUUUACUGAUGAAGAAACUCGCAUUUUAGUCUGAGGAAGCACUUCAAGGACUUAGUUUUAAUGUUGUAAAUAUGGACAAAGUGGUCAUUUGGACAAUGUCUGUCAUGAAUUAUGAUUCAAAUUUGGGAAACGUGGUGGACAACGUUUCUCAUGGAUUCAGACUAAAAUGGUAAAAAGGAUAAACAAUGUCAUGAUUAGGACCAAAAUGGUAAAAAUAGAGACCAAGUUCUGUCAUAAAUAGAGAAAAAGAUCAAGACAAAGUUUCAUCUCAUUG
Owenia fusiformis is the source of this 906-nucleotide messenger RNA. Lineage: Eukaryota; Metazoa; Annelida; Polychaeta; Sabellida; Oweniidae. The record is from the annotation of a GenBank genome assembly.